CGUAUUGGUUUUCAGAGGUAUAUCAGAGAGAAGAAUGGUAGUGGGUGGUGUCAGAGUUCACCGUUUUCUCAGUUCACUUUCUCUUUCUCGCUCUCGACCUUCAAUCGCUGUCUCUACGCGACUAUUUUCCGCCAUGGCUGAAGAAUUCGUGAAGGGAGCUGUUCAUCCAAACGGCGUCGCUGUCAUCACCCUCGAUCGCUCCAAAGCACUCAACGCCAUGAACCUAGAUAUGGAUGUAAAGUAUAAAAGUUAUCUUGAUCAAUGGGAAUCGGACCCAAGGGUCAAAUGUGUACUGGUUGAUAGCACCUCGGCUCGUGCCUUUUGUGCCGGUAUGGAUAUUAAAGGGGUUGUUGCUGAAAUACAAAAGGACAAAAGUGGUGAUGUGAAGCAGAUAACAAUCAAAAACAAUCUAUCAGAUAUGAUUGAGGUCUUCACUGCUGAGUAUUCUCUGAUAUGCAAAAUUUCUGAUUAUCCGAAGCCUUAUAUAAGCUUCAUGGAUGGUAUAACAAUGGGUUUUGGAAUUGGUUUAUCUGGUCAUGGCCGCUAUCGCAUCAUAACAGAGAGAACCAUUCUUGCCAUGCCAGAAAAUGGAAUUGGUUUGUUCCCGGAUGUAGGUUUUGCUUAUAUAGCAGCUCAAAGUCCAGGGGAAGGAUCUGUUGGUGCUUAUCUUGGAUUGACUGGGAAGAGGAUUUCAACUCCUUCAGAUGCAAUAUUUGUUGGUCUUGGAACACAUUACGUACCAUCUGGAAAAUUAGGUUCAUUCAAGGAUGCCCUUUUGGCGACAAACUUUUCCCAGGAUCCACAUCAGGACAUCAAAGUACUUUUAGCAAGAUUUGAGGCCAACCCAGAGUCUGAAUCACAGUUGAAAUUGCUGUUACCUCAGAUAGUGUCUUCAUUUGGCGGAAAUAAAUCAGUCACUGAAAUCAUUAAGGAGCUAAAGAAACACCAGUCAAGCACCGAUCCUAAUGUCGUGGAGUGGGCUAGUGAAGCUCUCGAAGGCAUCAGAAAAGGUGCUCCCUUUUCCCUUUCCUUGACCAAUAAGUACUUCUCUGCAGUUGCCUCUGCAGUGGGUAAGAAUCGCAUGGAACUAUCCACGCUUAAUGGCGUAAUGAAAACCGAGUAUCGUAUUGCCUUGAGGUCUUCACUGCGACAUGAUUUUUCAGAAGGUGUCCGAGCAGUGCUGGUGGACAAGGAUCAGAACCCAAAAUGGAAACCAUCAAGCCUGGAGGAAGUUGAUCCGAAAGAAGUGGAAGCCGUCUUUCAGCCAUUAGGACCGGAGGUUGGGGAGUUGAAAGUGUAAGUUUAAAAAGAAAGUGUACUCUUCUCAUUUCUCAAAUGCAUUAAAGAAAUGUUGGCACUGCAUAAAAUAAACAGAUGCUGUUUCAUUCCAGUCCUGACCUAGCGUGACAUUUAUUGUUCACCAUAUGAUAACAUGAGAUCCAUGUUUUUGAAAGUCAAAGGACGAUGUACCUAUCAUACCCAUUUAGAAGAAAUGAAGGCUCUGCUUUCCUUAAUCGACAUCUCUGAAUGUACUCAGUGAGUUACACUAUUUAUCUUAUAUUGAGUAUUUUAUAUGAUCUUUUCAA
This is a messenger RNA of Vigna radiata var. radiata (mung bean), 1586 nucleotides long. Its product is annotated as 3-hydroxyisobutyryl-CoA hydrolase-like protein 3, mitochondrial. Gene Ontology annotation, cellular component: cytosol. NCBI's taxonomy places the organism in Eukaryota, Viridiplantae, Streptophyta, Magnoliopsida, Fabales, Fabaceae. Gene Ontology annotation, molecular function: 3-hydroxyisobutyryl-CoA hydrolase activity. Bases 35 to 1300 code for a protein of 421 amino acids. The record is from RefSeq and is a predicted model, not a curated record. The transcript is spliced from 11 exons. Gene Ontology annotation, biological process: L-valine catabolic process.